UCCUGGUCGGGACUUCACCCGGUAAACAAACCCUAGAAGAAGCACGAUCAUUCGAGCAAAGCUGAUGACUAUAGACGACGACAACUCAAUCUACGUCGGCGGCCUCCCGUACGAUGCCAGUGAGGCUGACCUCCGCCGUACCUUCUCCCUAUACGGUUCGGUAGUUGCUGUGAAGAUGAUUAAUGACCGUGAAGUUGGUGGGAAAUGCUAUGGUUUUGUUACAUUCACUAACCCCAGAUCCGCUGUUGAUGCUAUCAACGACAUGAAUGGCAGAACCAUUGGUGGGAGAGUUGUUAGAGUUAAUGAUGUUCGGCCUAGAGGUGCAAGGCCAAAUUUUCAACGUGAGAAUUUUCGUCGUGAUGAUGGGAGAGAUGUUGAUUGGGAUAAGGAAAGGGAUAGAGAGAGGGAAUAUGUGCGUGAUAGAGAACGCUAUAAAGACAGAAAUAUUGAGAGAUCUAGAGACCGUGAUAGGGAAAGGGAAAGACGUGACUUUGAUCGAAGUCGGGAUCAAGAUGAUAAAGAUCAUGCACGUGAUCGUGAUCGCGAUCGAAAUUGGGAAAGAGAUCAUGAAAGUGAUUUCGAUCAAGAUAGAGAUGUGGAUGAAGUUCAUGAUGCCAGUAGGGAUAAGGGGUAUCAAUCAAAAAAUAAGCUUCGUUCUCACUCCGAUGACCGACGUAGUAGAGAGCUGUCAUCAGAUUUCAGUGAAAAGCACAGUGACCAGGUUAAAGAGCAAUUGGACAUAGCCAUUCAUAGGCGAGGCGAGCUUCAGGGAGAGCUUGAUCAUCUUGAAGACAAGAUUGAAGAGGAGGAGGAACUUGUUUCAGAUUUGCAGAAGAGAUUCCAGAAAUUAGAGGAAGCAGUGGCUGCUGCAAAAAAAUUCUCUUCUCAACGUCAAUUGGUGCUAACUAAAUUGCACAAGAACUUCGUACAAGUACAAGAGUAUACUGAAAAGCUCAAAACAUCUGAACAAGAACUCCAGGUGCUCGUUGAUAAUACUAUGUCUGAAGUUCACGUUGGUGAGGAUGCUGGUCCAAGGGAUGGCUUAACCUAUGCAAAUGGUCAGAUUUAAGUCCCCCAGGGCAGUUCAGUUCCUUUGUGUUUGUUAAGUUUUACUGUGUUCGUCUGUAACUUUGAUUUAUGUUAAGUAGGAUUUAUCAAAUCUGAUAAAUUCAGAUUUAUUUUCGAUUUCA
This is a messenger RNA of Phalaenopsis equestris, 1190 nucleotides long. Its product is annotated as U1 small nuclear ribonucleoprotein 70 kDa. The transcript has 9 exons. Gene Ontology annotation, molecular function: mRNA binding. Lineage: Eukaryota; Viridiplantae; Streptophyta; Magnoliopsida; Asparagales; Orchidaceae. Bases 65 to 1069 code for a protein of 334 amino acids. The record is from RefSeq and is a predicted model, not a curated record.